AUGGAGACCCUCGAGGAGAGGCCUCAAAGACACUACAAGACAUCCGCCAUCUUGUACGCGUCUGGAGUGUCAUUUGGAGCGGCGUCAUAUGGCUUUGCGUCGAGCAUCAUCUCCACCACGAUCGGCCAGCCAACCUUCCUGGAAUCUAUGAAACUUGAGCGUGCCUCCAACGCAUCCGAGAUUCUGGGCGCAUCGAACGCACUCUUCUUUGUUGGCGGCAUCAUUGGUAGCGUCUUGGUCAGCGUGAUAGCCGAUCGCUACGGUCGCAGGCCCGCCAUUGCCAUUGGGGCGACCAUGAUCCUCUUCUCUAGUGCCCUGGCAGCCGCUUCGCAACAUAUUGCCAUGUUUAUUAUCUUCAGGUUCAUCAAUGGUAUCGGUGGCUACAUGGCUUUGACCACGGUUCCGCUGUGGAUUACCGAGAGCGUACCGCCCAAGGAUCGUGGUAUUUUAUCGGAUAUCAAUCCCAUCUUCAACAACAUUGGAUACAAUGCCGCCUCAUGGGUGGGAGUCGGGUUCUUCUUCUACAAGGGAAGUAAUGCCUGGCGAGGUCCACUAGCUAUAGGGUGUCUAUUCCCUAUUCUGUGCUUGGUGUCGCUGUGGUUCGUGCCGGAAAGUCCUCGUUACCUUCUGAGCAAGGACCGAGCAGAGGAAGCUUGGAAAAUCGUCCGUUCUCUCCACACGCGCAACGGCGACGAGAGCUUUGCGCGGCGUGAAUUUCAGCAAAUGCAAAGCCAGAUCGCCUUUGAUCGAGCGCUGAAUGUUGGUUGGCUUGGGAUGCUUCGACGGCCAUCCUAUCGCAAGCGGGCGUUGAUGGCAUUCUUUCUCGUCUUCAUUCUCGUUAGCUCAGGCAUUCUGGUGGUCGGAAACUAUGGAACCAUCAUCUACAGUCAGCUGGGAUACGGCACUGAAGCCCAGCUCUUCCUACAGGCCGGCUUCUUGGGAACGGCAUUCGUGUCCAACAUUCUUGCCGUGCUCGUGGUGGACCGCAUGCCGCGGCCGACUCUGAUAUGUCUGGGUCUGGUCGGCUGCAUGGCGUCUCUAACCUGUGAAGCGGCCCUGGUGGCAACCUACGUCAAUAGUGAGAACAAAUCCGGGCUCUCCGCCUGUGUCGCCAUGUUAUACCUCUAUGUCUUCUGCUACGGCCUGCUGCUGGAUGGUGUCACUUGGUGGUAUGCCUCAGAGAUAUUCCCCACCCAUCUCAGAGCACAUGGUAUGAGUAUUGCUAUGGGAACAUACGCCCUGGUCAAUAUUAUCUGGCUCCAGGCCGCGCCCACCGCCUUUGAAAACAUCGGCUGGAAGUAUUAUCUAUUCUUCAUCGUCAUCACCACCAUUGGCGCGGUGAUCAUCUGGUCUACCUUCCCCGACACGCUGAACUUAUCUCUUGAAGAGGUGGCUAGGCUGUUUGGCGAUGAUGAUCUGGUUGAGGCAUAUGAAUUGCACUCUGGGACUGCAGAAGAAAACAAGAAGCAUGAACUCAUUGCGAAGGUGCAAGGAAUCUCCCUACACAAGAGAUGCACCAAUUAA
This is a messenger RNA of Cladophialophora bantiana CBS 173.52, 1524 nucleotides long. RefSeq lists its product as uncharacterized. The coding region runs from base 1 to 1524 and encodes 507 amino acids. Lineage: Eukaryota; Fungi; Ascomycota; Eurotiomycetes; Chaetothyriales; Herpotrichiellaceae. Gene Ontology annotation, biological process: transmembrane transport; carbohydrate transport. Gene Ontology annotation, cellular component: membrane. The transcript has 3 exons. The record is from RefSeq and is a predicted model, not a curated record. Gene Ontology annotation, molecular function: carbohydrate:proton symporter activity.